Aspergillus piperis CBS 112811 is the source of this 2628-nucleotide messenger RNA. RefSeq names its product fungal specific transcription factor domain-containing protein. Gene Ontology annotation, cellular component: nucleus. Gene Ontology annotation, molecular function: zinc ion binding; DNA-binding transcription factor activity, RNA polymerase II-specific; RNA polymerase II cis-regulatory region sequence-specific DNA binding. The transcript has 5 exons. Bases 1 to 2628 code for a protein of 875 amino acids. The record is from RefSeq and is a predicted model, not a curated record. Lineage: Eukaryota; Fungi; Ascomycota; Eurotiomycetes; Eurotiales; Aspergillaceae. Gene Ontology annotation, biological process: positive regulation of transcription from RNA polymerase II promoter by galactose; DNA-templated transcription.
AUGAAGUUCACUGUCGGUUCUGCUAUGGUGGCUACCACCUUCCUCUCGGCUGCGAACGCCGCUUUCCCCUCCAUCCCCAACAUCCCCGAGACCUGCUUGGAGAUCCCCCAGGUCAUUGGCAACAAGCCUCUCCAGCUGCUCUCCUACUUCCACAAGGAGGUCUGUGAGAAGAACUGCACUGCCACCAUCAACCAGCACAACCAGUACCUCCAGGAGUCGGUCUUCCCCCAGAUCAUGAAGGAUCUGGACCAGAAGCUGGACGUGCCCGCCUCCGAGCAGGCCUCUUUCCAGAAGAUCCAGACUCAGAUCAACUCCGCCAUCGAGAAGGACUGCAAGUCUGAAGGCGACAAGCCUCUGUGCAAUGACCUCGAGGGUCUGGCCAGCUACGGCCUCUGCGCGCUCAAGGCUAGCCAGCCCAUCAUCUUGAACAACAUUGGCCAGCUCCAGGGCUCCGUGAACAUCACCGACGCCGACUGCACCAAGAUCAAGCAGAUCGACUCUGAUGCGACUGUCUGGCAGAAGACCCUGCCCGGUUACAUUGACAAGUUCGCUCAGGAGUCAACAUCUGGGAUGCUUGCCGUCGCUCCUUUGGACGCGUCGAAUCGCAAUGAGAAAUUUCAUUGUCAACGAAAAAGCGAUGCAGUGGGACAUUUCCAUGCUCGAAGUGCAUCAGACUCGGACGCGCCGAUACAUGCGUGCCCAGUCCACGUUCCGCUGCUCAACGGCCGAUUGCAAACACCCGAAUCUCCGGCAAUAGCAAUUGCAGGUAGCUUGGCAGGUCGGGCAGAUUCCGCUAGCUUCGAGGCUUCGGAGCCAAGUCGAUCGACAGUAGAUACUCAGCCUAUGUCCCCAGAAACAUUACACAGGACUCAUCCACGGAUGCUCCGCAAUCUCCGUGGCGAACGAGCUAAUCCGCAUCCGGCAGUCUAUGUGGGAAAGGCUGCUUCCUUGUCCUUUCUGCAACUAGUCCGGGACACUGUAUCACAGUAUAUUGGGCCAUCGCAAUUUUCGCACAAUGUGAAAAGCGAAGAUAUGCUAGAGACGGAGACACCGCAUGGAACACCACCAACGCUAGAGAGCAGUCUGGACUCAUAUCAGCUACUCCAGUACUAUCAAACAUAUAGCUCUGCUACGAGUGGCUUUAUCUACGUUUUGUCAAGUGCGGAGGCUAUGGAAGUUCUUGAUGCUUUGAUUGAGCCCAGCACACAUCCAGAUAGGACAGAAAUGGCAGUCGCAGGUAUGAUAAUUGCUAUCGGGGCACAGGCCAGCAAACGCACUGUAUCAACCGAACAAGCCGAGCGGUAUUUCUUUUCCCGUGCUCAACGCAGCGCAUUUGAAGGGAUGUUGGAAAACCCCAGCUUGACUCUGAUACGGUUAUUCCUGUUGAUGUCCUUCUAUAUGCUUGGUGCUUGUCGUCGGAAUGCUGCCUUCAUGUAUCUUGGAGUGGCUGUCCGAGCUGCCGUGGCAUUGGGUCUUCAUCUUACCGAGCUCGCGGAUGCCGUGCCUAGCCCUGAGCAACACCAGAGAGCAAGGGUGUGGAUGAGUGUUUAUAACCUGGACCUCCUAGUAAGCUCUAUCCUUGGGAGACCAGCUGCGACAGCUGCUCUGCGUUCGGAAACAGAGGAUGGUCCUAUCCGUUACGCGCUCCUGGAGGGCCAUAUGUCGAUUGGCUUGGUUGCCUCCUAUGGGGUCUCGAGGAUCUUGGAGGAGAUUAUCUCGUCUAUGUACAGCAAGGACGGAGCCUCGGCUGAGCUCGCGGACUCGCUUUUAGCCAAACUUAAACAAUGGAGCGAUGAACUACCGGGGCCAUUGGUGGAGCCUCCUAAUCUUGACUUUGACGAACCCGCUGCGCGAACCCACAUCAUCAACAAUCUUCACGUUGCUUGCAUUUACCAUUUCGCUGUAAUCACGGCGACGCGACCCUUCCUGGUGUCAGUAUUGGGUGUGCGACUGGCGCGUUUGCACAAUGACUCCACAGACGGCACAAAAAGUGAUUUGUUGCACGAAGAUGCAGCACAUUCCAAUCUUGCAAUUGCUUGCAUCGAUUCAGCCUUGUACAUGAUACAAACAUGCUCCGAGGUGCAUCGCUCUGGACUCAUGCUAGGUAAUAUGUGCAUACUGAAGGCUUUUGUAUUCGCUGCCGCCUUGGUUCUCGGGUUCUCGAUGUUCUCUCGCAAGGAGGCUGAGCCCUCACAUGAACAGGCUUACGGGGAAGCCCUGGAGAUUCUUCGUGUGCUCUCGGAGCAGUCCGCUCAGGCAGGACAUUACUAUGAGAUACUCAGUUGCCUGGGAAAUGCCGUGGCUGAGCAGCGUCGACGAAUUGUACAGCACUCCCGCCAGACUAAGGGUCGAUAUGUCAGUAAGCUUUUUAGUCUGGAUGAUCGCAGGCCCUCGGUGGAGGUACAGGAAGGGCUAGACACGCCAUUGUUAAAUGGCGUUUCUGCUAUAGCCCCCGAAGCCGGCAUCUCAGAUCCAUGGGCUGGCAUACAACGCCUGGGCUUCAUGGACUCACUGGAGAUUGAUGCGGCAUUAUCUGGCCUCGACGGUAUGCAGCUCCCGGUGUGGGAUAGCUUUCCCUUUGUUGGCGAAGCUUUUCAGCUGCAGGGCAGAGUGGGUGAUGUAACUUAA